Messenger RNA from Medicago truncatula (barrel medic), 658 nucleotides. RefSeq lists its product as uncharacterized. The record is from RefSeq and is a predicted model, not a curated record. The transcript has 2 exons. Bases 57 to 506 code for a protein of 149 amino acids. NCBI's taxonomy places the organism in Eukaryota, Viridiplantae, Streptophyta, Magnoliopsida, Fabales, Fabaceae.
UCUGGCCAUUUCAAGAUGCAUCACUUUAUAGGGGUUGGAUCAGGUGGGGUCUUAAGAUGUAUGCACAUCUUCCUGAUAGAUUUUUGCGACAAUAUGGACAUGUACAAAGUAUUCCUUCGUUACCUUGUGAAAUCAUAGGUCAUUCAACCACUCCAAAUGAUAUGGAUGUUAUGUUCACGCAGUAUGCCAUUCAUUUGGUCGAUCCUGGUCCACGUGUAAAUGACCCGUCAGACUGUGUUGACGGGUAUAUGGAGUGGUUUCAUGCGAUCUCUCAUCCUUACAUCAUACGACAAAAUCCAGACACAUCUAGAGAUACAACAUCAUUGCCUAGGGUCAUGCAAAUUCUCAAUACGCUUCUCAACAAGCAAUAUAUUACACCUGAAGGAAUCCCACUUGUGAAUGAGUUAAUGAAUUUGUUAAUUGUGGAGAAUGGUGUUAGUAGAGACUGGUCAAACGUAGAGACAUACAAGCGGAAGAGGAAUGGAGGACUUAGACAGACUCAAUAACUUUAUGCAUUUAACUAGAAGUGCAACUUUAUGCAUUUAAUUAGAAGUGAAACUUUAUGCAUUUUUUAAAACAAGUGCAACUUUAUGUACUUGACUAGAAAUUCAACUUUGUGUAUUUUGAGUACAAUUUUGAUUUAUGUAUUUUGAUCACA